AUGGGCUCUGCGGCAUCAUCGAAGCUGUCGGAAAAGCUGGGUGAUGCUUCAUCGCAGCAGCUUUCUGACAUCGUGUCAGGGCUGAGCCACGAGGAGAAAGGCAAAAUCCAAGCGGCUUUGGAUGGAAUAGCUGGACCGGCAAAAGCACUCGACCCUCUAGAUGAAAAACUGGCAAACUUGCAGACGUUGAGGGAUGCUGCCGAUGAUGAGUUGUUCAACACGUCGUGGUGGGGCUUCUAUGCCAAGAAGUUUCCCAGACGAGCCACGUCUCUGGACGAGUGCAAAAUAUGGAUCCUUCGAUCUGCAGGCGGAUAUCCGACUUUGUGCUACGCGGUUGGUGAGCCGAAUGAGCCGAAGCACCUUUACAGCCGCCAAUACUUCUUGCUCAGGAACCAGUGGGAUGAUCGUGGGAUCCAGUAUUGGUAUGCCGACGCGUGCGCCAAUGGCGUGCUCGACGCCACAGAUCCGGAUCAGGAUGAAGCUUUCCGGAGCGAAGCGGAGAAGCAGUCCUCUACCGAGGCCUUCUGGCCGCCUCUGCCGGUUUUUACCCACGAUAUGCAGGCUAUGGUGCUGAAGGUCGUCUUGCCAACGGUGAUGAGAAUUGACGAGUCACACAGCGCGGAUGGCCGCAGCCUAGAGGACCUUGGGUAUACCUACGGCGAGGAUGUGGAGCAGGGAACGGAACCUGAUAAGUACGGUGAUGAAGUUCGCAUCUGGCGCAACGAGCUGCUGGGCAUGGGCAGGACCGAGAAGCUGCGACAGUUCAAGGCGUUGCAGCUGCUCUCUGCGGAUGUCGCUCCUGAAAUCCUGCAGGUAACACCGGAAUGGAGGACACAGCCGAGCCAGUGCCAACGGGUUGUCGAUGCCAGGCAGUUGACGAUUAAUCAGGAUGCAUCUCCGAUGGUCGCCUUUGCCGCUGAGGCACGACACAAUCAGAUUAUCGGCGAAUUGGGAGCAGAACAUCAGGAGCAGCUCCGUGCAAUGUACAAUAGUGGGCUUGCAGAGGUGAACAAGUUGAGGAACGAAUUAGGCAAUGCUAACAUUGCGUUGUCGAUUCAGAGGUCUGAAAUGGGUCAAGGUGAAGUUCGUUUCCAACAAACCGAAAGCGCGAGGGAACUCGCUGUCAUUGAAGCCAAUCGGCAAGCGGAAGCUGCCCGUAGAGCUUUAGAGGAAGCUAACAGCAAUGCCAGGCGCCUUCGCGAAGUGGAAACUUCUGCCCGUCAGAAUGAUGCAAUGCGAUCCCAUGAGGUCGCUGACAUGUCAUCUCGGAUGGACGAACUGAUGAGGCAGCUUCAAGCCCAGCGUCAGCAGACAGAAGUAUUGAUUCAGCAGAAUAGUUCAUUGAGCUCCAGGGUUCGAGAUUUCGAAGCUAGAGAUGCUGCUUUGAGGAUUCAAGAGGGAAUUCCGCAAGGGCCUCCACCCGGCAUUCCCGUGCAUCCCAUUUCCACCCCGAAGCAUGGAGGUGACACUCCUACAGAACAGGCGACGGACGCCGGGAGGCGAACCCCUCCAGAUGGCUUCAGCCCAGGUGGCGGUGGUGGUGGCGGCGGGCCUGAUGGCAACGGCGACGUAGGCGAGAUCCUUCGUCUUCCCCUUCUAGCUCUAGCAGACCAUAAGAAUGAUUUGGUUCUUUCGCUUGAAGAGGCUGAGGGAUAUGCAAGGGAACUUCGGAUCAACGGGAAUUCGAGGAGAAUGAAAGCUACUGAAAAUGACGACUCGGUUGAAGAUGAAGUUGGCAGGGACUACAUAAUCAUCGGCGCUUGGAUUUUUAGCGGUAUGACUGGAAUCACAACUUCUGUAGACCGUCAUGCUCAGCUGACCAAGUACCUGAUCGCCUUCAUGAAGUCAAGAGGGUUGAAAGAUACCUUUACGUCCAUCUGCAUUAACCAUGGUGGCAAUCGCCGGGUGCAUCGAGACUUGUUGAACCAUGAUGACUCGCUCAAUCACACUCUAGGCGUUGGAAGCUAUCAAGGUGGUUCCGUAUGGGUUGAGCAGAAGGACGACUUUCCCGUAUUUCGCAGAGAAGGUGUAGCUGGUGGGAAAUCAAAGUGCGUCAAGGUUACGGGGGGACUCGAAGUCAAUGGGAGAGUCUACGACACUCAUGAUCGAAUGUUAUCCUUCCACCCCAAGCUUUGGCAUCAGGCACAGCCUUGGACAGGUGAUCGAUGGACCAUCACUGCAUACACGAUUCGGGAUGUAGACGGUUUGAGCUGGGAAAAGUCAAAGUCGCUAAUGUCGCUUGGGUUUCAGUUGAAUUCAUCAAGACGGUUACCAUUUGUUCCAUCAUUGAUUACCGGCGACAGCGACGAAGAGCUCACUCUUUACGACUUUGUGAAGAAGAAGAAGAAGGACGAAGCCGAGAAAGAUAAGGAGCAUUUCGAUGAAGCCGGGGAGUUGAAAAGUGCCGAGGAUCAGCCACCUCCUCCUCCUGAUUAUACGGAGUACUUUCCUGAUGAAGGUGUUAUUGUUCGCCAUCAUAUGCAGCCUCGCAAAGCUAAGUAUGCUGUUAGCGCUGCGGAAGCAGACGUCUUGAAUAUCGGCGACCUGCGGUUGACCGAACGUCAGCUUCUUGGAAGUACUUCUGCAGAAGAACAAUGGGACGAUGGUUUCCGGGGGGGUAAGGCUUCGGGACUUUGGACGGGAACCACUUACUUGUUUGAUCGUGGUAUUGAUAAGCAUCAUGCCGUGGCUGCUGUUAAGCGCAUUCGUGACAAGAACACAGCUAAAAAGGAAGCUAGGAAACAGGCUUUCUAUGACAUCAGCCAAUUGUCGAGUGGCACCGGAUGCAUGAAACAACCCGUCAACAUCAUCGAGUAUGACAUGAAGUCUUUUCUUGAACAAGCUGUACAAAAGUACAAAGACCUUGCUGGCCCCAAAUAUCACACCCUUAAGUCAGCCUCUACUCCUUUCGCCGACGAGAAGAUCGCGAGGCCCAUCGACGAUGAGGCCGAGGCAAAGGGAUGGCUCGUUAUGAUCUUUUACGGGCUGUUCAGGGAUUGGCAAGCCGAGCCUGCUUCGCCAAUCGUCGUGCCGGACAACCUCGAGAAGAGGAUCGAGCCCGAGAACAACGGGGUUCUCAUCGAAUGGGGACAUGAUCCGUCGUUCUCUCUGCUCGGAAGGGCAGACGAUAGUGGUAGCGGUAGCCCAUCUGUCGUUCGGGUCACUCAUAGCAUGGAUCUUAACAGUACUCAGACGAGUAGGGACUUGCUCAAGGUCGUCAAAGGCUAUGCAAAGUCGAAUGUUCCCAUUACCGUCUGGGUUGACCUGCGCUUUGCGGGGGGUCCUGAUGAUCGCAAACACUUUGGCAAGCUAUGGUCUUCUUUCGUCAACUUAAGCACCGGAUUGGAUUUGAAUAACUGCCAUUACGUCCUGAUUGCUCCCUGGGAACAUUUCUCAUGGAAGAUGGAUCGAGUUGUCAAGUGGUGUUCCAAUCAUGAGUGUACGAGUUUUGAACUUCUUGAUGGCGAAAGAUCAGGCAAUUUAGGUCAUUGGAGAUUGCAUACUUCCCACAAGAAUUUGCCAAAUGAAGUGAUGAAUUAUUUUCAUGGCUGUAAGCUCAAGAACAUUUCAGAGCCACAAUUUCCUGUUCGACAAGCUGCUGUUGCGGUACAAGUUACUCUGAGCGAAGAACCAAUAGGAAGCGCAGCAGUGAUGGCAUCCUCUUUGCCCACCGUUUCUCUGGAGGAGCGUCGCCGACGCAUCGAGGCUUUCCGCAGGGCUCUUAAGGACCCUGAUUGCCUCGCGGAAGCGAUGGCCUUCGAGGAACCGGCAUAUUUCAAGGAUGCCUAUGGCGUUGUGAAGGAGGCGUACCAGUACAAGCUGGUGGAGCCUGCGGAGUCUGAUCCGCCAGAGGCCAUUUUCCUCGGCCGUAUCCGAAACGGCGAGUGGAUUGGUCUGCGGAAGCAGUACCCCUAUGCAGGUUUUCCCCUCCUGUAUGAGAUGUGGCACCGCCAUUUCAACAGCCCGGCUCAUCAGGGAAUGCCGAUUGAGGGCUUCGAGCUCCAUGGCGAUUCCCUCCUGACGGAGUGGACAGAACUUGUCAAAGCUUAUCUCCGCGACCUGGCUUAUGUGGGGCAUGCCACAAACGCCGAACGGGCUCUCAAGGCCACUGAGCCGUUUGAUGUCUGUCACAGAGCGUAUGUGCUAUCCCAGGAAACCCUGGGCUACCACGAGUUAAUGCCAGCUGCCACGGCGUUGUUAGACUCGGUGUAUACUCCAGCCCUCCGAAGAAUCGAGCAUCAAGAGCAACCAAGCUCGUAUUUUAUUAUCGGAGGAGACAGCUCUCUCGCGUUGGUGACCCGCGGCGACGGUGGACGUGUCCUGAUGAAGGGGACGAUGGAACCGUCACUCCGGGAGGAGAUGACCAAGGACAUUCGCAUGGAUGGAUGUUCGGUCGUCAUGCGCUGGGGAAAAGGGCUUGGAGACAUCGUGUGGCACGUGGAACAGGAGCUCAACCGAGUCCAGAAGUGGAAGAACGGCCAGGACCCGCUCGCACCGGAAGGUGUCGACAUUAUCAUCCAAUGGGGUGGUAAUGACGUCUAUGGCGAGUAUGGGUACAAAGGCUUUUCCUUCCACAUGCGCAAUGCGUGGGUUCGUGUUGAUGAUGCAUUGCAUGACACCCUUUCCAAUUGGGAGACCAAGGGACGCAAGGCCGUCGAGGACGCAAAAGAUGCCCUGGUCCGUCUCUCAUCCCGGAAGGGAGUGUCCUCUGUCACGUUGGUGGCUGGCCCCCACAACGGGGAAUUCUACGGGCUCCCAGAGGUCUACGACCUGGAGAUGGCUCGCCACUCCGAUGAGCUGAAGGAGCGAGGGAUCCGCAUAGUCGAUCCCCAGGCUCACAUCCUUUCGACAGAGCGUUACGAUGGGUUUCACAUGGAGGCUACCCACGAUAACGUGAAGGUAACCACUCGCUGGUUCUUUCACAUGUGCUCUGCAAUCAUGUUCGAGCGGUGGCUUGUGAAGCACGCGAUGGAGCUUAAGGCCAAUUCGCGUGGCAUCCUCUUUCACAACCACUUUCACCUCGGACUCGGCUUGGAAGAGCUCGACAUCCCUCCUACCACGGACUUGCUCAUCCCGGCGGAAGCUGAGAUGGUGACUUUCCCACCUGAGGCACCGCCCGUGCAACGUUUCCCAGAGGAGGAGAUUGUCUUGAACCAGCCGAUCCUCAGCUUGGAAAAGCUUGACGAGCUUGAGGGUGUACCGCCCACUGACUAUGUCAAUGAAGUGGCGAAAGAGUCAGAGGAGCUCACGGUUGAGGAUGUAGUGUCUCGUAACCCGAAUCCGGAGGACGAGCACCUCACCGUGGAAGCGGUUGACCCCGGCUCGGAGAUGGAACAAAUCGUUCGGAAAAUGAUUGAGUCGGUGAACCUGGUGAUGACGGAUAAGGAGGCUGAAGAGGUCGCCCAGGAGACGGGUGUUGCUCCAUACGAGUUUGUUGAGCCGAAUGUCACAGCUACAUCUGUCAUGGAUGGUGAGGCAGUCUCUACGAUUGCUACUUCCGACAUCCCGACGGAAGUCUGGGACUCCGGUCCGAUGGCUGUGGACUACGGCGCAGACGAUGAAGUGGAGCAUCCCCGCGGAAGUGGUGGACCCAUCUGGCUUACACCGGAUCAGCUACCUGAUGUCAAGGGUCGCAUGGGAUACUUUCGCCUCAAUGAGAUGGAGUGUGUUUCGUUGGGCAAGAAGCUGUCGUGGCACCUGCGUGGGCAUGCCAAGGACAAGGGAUUCCGCACUGUUGAGUUCGACGAAGAGCAGUCAGCAGAGAUUGGUGAUGUUUUGAAGGUCAUUGGGAAACAGUGGUCCCGCCUGACGGUGAUGACCAUCAUUGACCUGUUGACGUCCGAUCACUGUGACAAAGCACGGUUCGAACUCCAGGCGGAAGCCUUGGACGAGGAGACGCGGUUGGGCCGGGGAACAAACUGGCACUUUACCCGUGUCCGAGCAUUCCAAGGACACAACGCCUGCUUGCUCGUCCUCGACAGCGACCCGCUGAAGACCACUGUCAAACAGUGGGCCCUCGAUGAUCAGUGGAUCCCGUCCUAUGUUGAUCUACCGAUCACUGGUCCGUAUCCUUAUCGGGCAACGGCCUUCGAUCUGAUGCCAAAGCUGGCGUAUCACGCCACAUACUGGCGAAAUUUCAUCAAGAUCGUCAACACAGGCCUCAUCCCGGGAGGGAAAAUGACCUCGAAGGGCAACAGCGGAAGGCCCUUCAGCAUGUUCGCGAUGGAGCCUCAGUGGGAACGCACCUCCAAUCAGGGCGUCCGCCCUGGCGCGCAGCUGGAAUUUGUGAUAGACUUACAGCUCGCUGCUUGCGAUGGCUGUCGGUUUUUCGAGACAAAAGCUGGAGCGCUGCAGACGCCGGAUUGGAUCAGCAACCGGGCCAUUCUGUAUGCAUAUGACCGGUCGACUCAGGAGAUGAUCUGGGCGAACCGAGCAUACGAACCGGCGCGGAAGCGCUUGGCCCAGGCGUGCAAAGACAAGAGCCUCAACACGCCCAUUUUUGGCGAGCGGGGUCACCAGGAACUGAUCGAUGCAAAUGGCUAUUGCUUCAACUACCUCGUUGCAGGCCUAGGGUAUCGCAAUUUCGACACCUGGAAAGACGCCGCUAAGGCAUGCAAGGAUGUCUAUGACCUUGAUUUCUACCCAACAAGCAUGUGUGGUCUAGACAUUCGCAUCCCGGAAGGGCAUGCCUUGCAGGGCUCUGAGUCGUUGUACAAGAUGGUGGUUCACGUGGCUCCGAAGCACCCCCAUCAGAAAUGCAAUGAUGAAUCGGAUUGGCGCCGCCAAGAGAAUGUCAGCAUUCCUUCUUUUGCUUGCCCGAGCUGCGGUACAUCCAACGUUGAUGGUACAAUCUGCUGCUAUCGAUGUGAGUCUCGACUGGAACCGCACUCAGAUGUGAGCAUGGCCUUGGAGAACACCCGUGCAAAGCAAGUUGCCGCCCGGAAGGGUGAGCCCCUGGAUUACAGGGCAUUGCAACCAAGCGGGGAGGUCAACUCCAAUCGGGCUACGGGCAACAAGAGGGAUCGAAGUGCUGGCUCUGGCCCAGCCGCUGUUCGUCAGCAGGCCGCUAAGUACCUCGGAAAGGCCUUAAAGGCGGGUUCUCGCACUGUUGUUGAGCGUCAGUCUCGUGAUCCGUUCACGGCCUACAACAAUGCAAGAUUUGGCAUAUCCAUCACGGGGCUUGAGCAACUCAUGAUUUUCGCCCGAAUGAGGAUCGCCAACCCGCCGAGGUCACGCCAGAUGAUCCAUGACCGCACCGGCUUUGACGGCGCAGCAAAGGUGAGCUUCUCAUUCCCACCGGAAGGUGAGGACCUGACACUUACGGACCACUGCUUUGUGGCGUUCGUGGACAGGUUCUACAAGCUUGACGAAGCCGCCUUGCUAGCGUUUGCCGUCCAUCGCAAUGGCUACGUUAUGGACAUACUGGGCUUCAGCGGUCGCAUCUUGAAGCCGACCGGUCCAGUGGUACAGAUCUUGGCUAGGAUUGUGGGAUUCUUCCAAGACGAGGUACGAUAUGCAGUUGAGCGCGGCGAACAGGUGCCUGAGCUGGUCUUACCUGCCAAUCAGGAACUCCGCGUCCCGGAAGGGCUCGCCUCUCUUGGGGACAGACAGCUGAACGAGCUUCUCAUCAACACGAAGUUCGCGAGACAGCUCCCCGGCGCCAAGGGCGUCAAUGAGAGGAUCGGAUAUGCCUUUCGAGCAGGGAGGACGGAGAUCAGAGGCAGAUCAUCUCAGCCACCGAUUCCUAAGGCGAGGCCUACUACUCGAGCGACUGGCAGUGCACAGCGAGCUGGCUCAGUUCCCCCGAAGCCACGAGCACGCCCACGCGACCCUUCUCCGGGAGUGGCAGCUACCCGUCUGCGGCCAACCGAGCCCAGCUAUCCGCCACCCGGAAGGGAUGUGCCAGGAUCGUCAACGGAUGCACCGAUGCGUCCGCCCGAGCCAAAAGGGCCUCCACCAACGACCUUGGUUGUCGAUUCAAGGGGGAACCCUAUUGACCCAUCGCAGUCGCGCCGACCGUACUUCACUCGGCAUGAUGCGCUGCUUUGGGCUCGCCUCAAGGCAUCUCGGGACAAGAACGUUCCCAGAGGAAUGGAAGAUCGUGCGGUACCAGCUUUUCACGAUUUGAACGACUUCCACCUCCUGGCACCGGAGCAUGUGGGCUACUUCCUCGCUGGCUGGAAA
This is a messenger RNA of Symbiodinium sp. CCMP2592, 8184 nucleotides long. Lineage: Eukaryota; Dinophyceae; Suessiales; Symbiodiniaceae. The record is from the annotation of a GenBank genome assembly.